AUGAAGCUCGACCCCUCACAACUCACUGCCUUUCUGGCCGCCAACUCAACCGGAGUCGGUGUUCUAGUAUGUCCCGGUGGUGGCUACAGCAUGAUGGCUCGAGGCCACGAAGGACACGACCCUGCCCGGUAUCUCAACACUCUUGGCAUCGACGCCUGGGUUCUUGAGUACACGACAGCCUCCAACAUGACCCCGCCACUAUAUCCAAAACCCAUGGAAGAAGCUCUCGGUGCCUUGGAUCUCAUUCGCCAAGAAGCCCCUGAUCUGAAGAAGCUCGGCAUUUGGGGCUUUUCAGCUGGUGGCCACCUUGCAGGAAAUACACUUACCAAUCCUACGACUAACCUCGAUUUUGGCAUUUUGGGAUACCCGGUCAUAACACUUGAGAACGACUACACACACGAGAACUCUCGAUACAAUCUUCUUGGAAACAAUCCUACCAAGCAACAGAUUGACGAGCUGUCAGUGCAGAAGAGAGUUUCUGACAAGACACCACCAACCUUCCUUUUCCACACUUCGAAUGACGGUCUUGUACCCGUUCAGAACACAUAUCUCUAUGCAGAAGCCAUGGCGAAACACGGCAGAUUGGCUCAUGUGGUGGUACUUCCUGACGGGCCUCAUGGGAUUGGCUUGGCACAAAAUGACCCUGUUAGAGAUUGGACUCCGGAGCUAAAACGGUUUCUCACAUAUUCGAUCUAG
Fusarium pseudograminearum CS3096 is the source of this 696-nucleotide messenger RNA. RefSeq lists its product as uncharacterized. The record is from RefSeq and is a predicted model, not a curated record. Gene Ontology annotation, molecular function: serine-type peptidase activity. Bases 1 to 696 code for a protein of 231 amino acids. Gene Ontology annotation, biological process: proteolysis. NCBI's taxonomy places the organism in Eukaryota, Fungi, Ascomycota, Sordariomycetes, Hypocreales, Nectriaceae. The transcript has 2 exons.